AUGGCGCACGUCGUCGGAUCCGAUCGCCGCGACGACAGUCGUCGAUUCGCCUCUGCGAUUCAUUUACGAGCUGUGCUGGACGGUGGUGAGUGCUGGACGGUGGUGCACGGCGACCUGCCACCCGCGCGGAUCCCAGCCGCGCUGCAGUCCGCAGGCCUUCCCCUUCCGCCCUCUGCCUCCCUCGACGCGGGCGCAGGAACUGCCGCGGACCAGCGUGCGGCGGAUGAGCAGUCCCCGCCUGCCCCAGAUGUGCCCUCCCUCCUGGCCGACACUGUGGCUCAGCUGGCGUUCGAGGUGUCUGGCCAGACUGACCUGCGUCGACGACUGGUGGAGCUGACCAAGUGGCUGGCGUCCAAUGGGGUCGUGACACCUCGCAUGCUGCAAGAUCGCUGUGAGGAGGAGCUGCUGUGGGAGGCGGAGCUGAUCAAGAUGGAGCCCUCGGAGCUCAAGAAGAAAUGUGUGCGAGUGAACACACGACUUGUGUACACACAGACCAAGUUCAACCUGCUCCGAGAGGACUCCGAGGGAUAUGCAAAACUGAUCACCAUACUGAGUCAGAAGGGCCCUCUAGGACUCAACUCACGAUCAGCCAGUGCUGUGGUGGAUGCUGUAAAGUCUCUCAUCGGCCUCUUUGACCUGGACCCGAACCGGGUGUUUGACAUUGUGCUCGACUGCUACGAGAUGCACCCCACCAACUCUGCCUUCCUCCACCUCGUCAAGCUCUUCCCUGAGGUGCGUGCUGGUGGUGGAUGCUGUGCGGUGCAGUGCUGUGGGGGCCUGUGCUGCGUGGUGCUGUGCGUGCGGUCUCUUGCAGUGACAUUUAUGCAAACAUUUAUGUGGCUCCUCGACCAUCGCUGUUUCAGUCGGCUUCCACCUCCCGGUCCCUCCCUCCUGAUCAUCCUGCAGUCGCACGCGCCUCAGAUCCUGGGGUUCAAGUCGCACGCGCCCCAGAUUCUCGGGUUCAAGAUCCUGGGGUUCAAGUUCAGCCACUACCACCGCCUCACCGCCACUGCUGCCGCCGCUGCUGCUGCUGCUGCUGCUGCUGCAGGAAGCAAAGGGGGGAAGGAGGGCGGGGGGAACAGCAAGGGAGAGGGUGCAGGGAGGGAGAAAGGAAGUGCAGUAAAAGCGGGGGCAGGGGGAGCAGGUGGUGAUGGCGAGGGAGGAGAGAAGGGGGAGGGUGGCAGUGGGGCGGAGGGGCGGAUACCAGACAGCCUGUUUGUGUUGGCAGCUAACUGCCUCAAGAGCAACGUGGUGCAGCUCGCUGCCUUGUACCCGUUCUUGGACCCGCCAGACGAGGAGGCAGAGGCACGCAGCAAGGAGAUGAACGCACAGAGAAUAGCGGAUUUGUGCACUGCUUGUCUGCUAUUCGUGCACUGCUUGUCUGCUAGUUGUGCACUGCUUGUCUGCCUGCCCUCCGCACUCUGCUCUGCUCACUCGCCGCUGCCUUCCCCCUAUGCCAGCCCCCCUUAUGCCACCUCCCCGUUCGCUACCCCCCCUAUCCCCACAUCUCCACUUUCCACCUUUUGUCGCGUCCUCCCUUCUCCACCCCACACGCCACCCCCUGCCCACAUCACCAUCUGCUCGCACCCUCAUUUCUUUGCGUUCUCCAUCUCCCCUCCCCUCUCUCCCGCAGGUGAACCGCAUAGGAAAGAUCAACCUGGCAGCGACGGGGAGGGACUUGACAGACGACCCGUAGCCAGCAGACGUGUUGAUCAACCUGUACGGGGCAGUGGACGGGCAGGAGAGCGCUGCUCCUUUUCAAACACCCGCUUUUCUCCCCUCCCCCCUCGCCCCUCUCCUUUUUUUUUGCGGCCGAAUCGUCCCCCAUUCUCCCCCGUUCCCCUGCAUUCCGCUCCCCCCCAGGUGAACCGCAUAGGAAAGAUCAACCUAGCAGCGACGGGGCGGGACCUGACAGACGACCCGCAGCCAGCAGACGUGACGAUCGACCUGUACGGGGCGGUGGACGGGCAGGAGAGCGCUGCUGCCAAGGAGUGGGGCGAGGCGGAGGGCAACGAUAAGAUGCGCCUGCUCAAGGCGCUGCUGCUGGUGGAUGACUGGCCCCAUGCGCGGCAGCUGCUGGAGCACCUGAGGCUGCUGCACCCCGUCGCCCACCCGCCCAUCUGCACCGCGCUCUGCUCGUAUGUCUCCACCGCCCCCGUGCCCUGUGCGCUCAUGUGUGACACCAUUCUGCUGCAGAAGCUGUGCAAGGUGCUCAAGGCGGACCUCCUCCAAGCCCGUGCCGCCGCUGCAACUGCUGCCGCCGCUGCCGCCACAGCCGCUGCAUCAGCUGCCUCCUCCGCUCCUGCAACUCACUGUAACGGCCUUUCUCUUGCCGUGCUCACACCACCACCUGCAGCAGCAGCCAACGGCCCCAUUUCUGCUGAACCCGGCUCUUCGCUCGCUUCCCCUGACACCGCUGCUGCUGCUACUACUGCAACACCAGCAGCAGCAGCAGCAGCCGCUGCAGCAGAGGCAGCAGCAGCGGCAGCAAGGGAGGUGGAGGGGGGGGUGGUGGAAGCACUAGAGGCGUCGCUGCUGCCGGCGCUGCAGGCGGUGGUGGCGAGUCCGCCGGUGUGCAUGCAGCUGUGGGAGGUGCUGGCCUACCUGCCCUUCCAGGAGCGCUACCGGCUGUAUGGCGAGUGGGAGAAGGAGACCGAGACCAACCCUUUGGUUCUGGCUGCCCGGCAGAUUGCACGGGUGAGUCAGUCAGGGGGUGGAAAGGGUGCUGAGAAGUCCAGUAGCACUAGAUCCUCUGCUGGUGGCGAGUCCGCCGGUGUGCAUGCAGCUGUGGGAGGUGCUGGCCGGCCUGCCCUUCCAGGAGCACUACCGGCUGUACGGCGAGUGGGAGCGGGACAACGAGACCAACCCCCUGGUGCUUGCUGCCCGGCAGAUUGCCAGGCUGGGCAUGCGCUGGACACGCGGAGAACACUGAAGCGGCUGGCGAAGGAGAAUCUGAAGCCAACGGGGCGCAUGGUGGCGAAGCUGGCUCACUCCAACCCGCUCACCGUGCUGAGGACCAUCGUGGUGCAGGUGGAGGCAUACAAGGAAAUGAUUCCGCCUGUCGUUGAUGCCUUCAAAUACUUCAACCAGUUGGAGUUUGACAUUCUCGAGUACGUGGUGAUAGAGCGACUGGCCCUGCCGCGCAGCACCAUCAAGGAGGACGGGCUCAACAUCGCCGACUGGCUGCAGUGCCUCGCCUCCUUCUGGGGCUCCGUCUGCAAGAAGUACCCUCUGGUGGAGCUGCGGGGGCUCUUAAGCUACUUAGUGAACCGGCUGCACCAAGGCGAGGCAGUGGAGCUGGUGUUGCUGCAGGAGCUGAUGGAGCAGAUGGCUGGCAUAGAGUCGAAUGAGAACCUCACGGAGGAGCAGCUCGAGGCGCUGGCUGGCGGGGAGACGCUCAGGCAGUUGACCGCCAGCUUUGGCCAGGCCAAGAACAACAAGGCCAUGGCGCGGUCCAUGGGGCGGCUCAAGGAUGCGCUGCUGCCGGGCAAGGGCGAGCCGAAUCUCGCCGUGCCACUGCUGGUGCUCAUUGCACGGCAACGAUCCAAGCCCAACCCUCUCUUCGUUCUAUCUCCCUUUCUCUCCCAGCCCCAAGCAUUCCGUUUGAGGCAGAGCAAUCGCACAGUAGUCACGCUGUUGGUUAAGUCCCUUCCUCCUUUCCUCUCGCCAUUUUCCACCCUUCUCCACCCUUCUCCACCCUCUCCCAGCAUUGUGUUUGAGGCGGAGGGGUCACACAUCAAGCUACUCAGCGAGCACUUCGACCGAUGCCACCUCAUCAUGCUACAGUACGCGCAGUUCCUCUCCGCCGCCCUCUCGCCGCCCACCUCGUACGCCGCCUUCAUGCCGACCCUGCACACUCUCUCGCAGUGCUUCCACAUGCCGCCCGAAGCCGCCUUCCUGUUCUACCGCCCUGUGUUGCGUCUCUUCAAGCCCUGCCCUGAUUCCCCCGUGUCCUGGCCUGCUCUCGCUGCUGCGAGUGGUGCGGGCGGGAGUGGUGGGGGUGGUGGGAGGGGAGGGGAGAAGGAGAAGAGGCAGCAGCAGCAGGGGGGGAGGAAGGGGGCAGGGGAUGGGGUGGCAAUGGAUGGGGUGGUGGAGGAUGGGGUGGAGGGGGAGGGGGAUGGGGAAUCAGAGGAGGACUUGGUGCUGUGCCUGGGAGAUGCGGCAGCUACAACUGCAACUGCUGCUACUGCUGCUGCUGCUGUUUCCACUAGUGCUGCUGCUGCGGCUGCUGCUGCGGCUGGCGCCGAUGCCACUGACAGCCCCGUGCACUGGCGGGACGUGGUGGAGUGGGUCCGAAACAUGCCGCCCGCAGCAGCGUGGCGGGGCUUGUCGCCGCCCUUCUAUCUGCUCUUCUGGGGGCUCUCCCUCUGCGACCUGCAUGUGCCACGGCAGCGCUACGAGGCCGAGAUGGCCAAGCAGAGAGCGCUGCUGAGGUCGCUUGAAGAUGUUGGGGACUCCUCAGGCUCAGCCAUCCAGAAGCGCAAGAAGGAGAAGGAGCGAGUGCAGGAGGUGUUGGAUCGGCUCUCAGCCGAGCUGGCUCGGCAGCAGGCUCGGGUCGAGGCUGUGCAGCGGCGGCUGGUUCGGGACCGGGCACGCUGGCUGAGCCCGGCUGCAGUGCCGGACAGCUGGCGCAUCGUGCCGUGCUUCCUACACCACUGCGUUAUCCCGCGCGUUCUUAUGAGCCCAGAGGAUGCAGUCUAUUGUGCCAAGUUCAUUCUGCGCAUGCACGCGGCGGCCACCCUGCAGUUCUGCACGUUUCAGAUGGUGGACGCCUUUGUGUGCAAGAGCUUCCACCCGCUGCUCGCCAGCUCCUCCGAGGCCGAGGCCGGCCGCCUGGGGCGCUUUGUGCUGGAGAUACUGCAGGCCAUCUACCGCUGGAAGAGCGAUGCAGCGGUGUACAACGCGGAGUGUCUGGACCACCCCGGGUCAUCCAAGAGUGUGAUGAAGAAACCCAACAACAACAUGACGCUCGACCAGUUCCGCACUAUCAACUGGAAGUGGAACGCGAAGCUAGUGAAGGUGCUAUCCACGCUCCUCGAGUCCACCGAGUACAUGCACAUCCGCAACGCCCUCACGCUGCUCUCGCGCGUCUCCGCCGUCUUCCCCGUCACCAAGCGCGGGGGGCUCGUGCUCGAGCGCAAGGUGAAUCGCCUUAAAGCGGAGGAGCGGCAGGAUCUGAAGCUCAUGGCCACCAGCGUGUCGGCUGCACUCAACGCCAAGAAGCAAUCGUGGGUGACGGAUGAGGAGUUUGGGGGAGCACCGGCUCCCUCCACCACUCCCCGCGCUGCCUCCCCUGCCCCUCUUGCUGCUGCUCCUGCUGCCCCCACGACGACCACCACUGCUGCUGCUCCUGCUGCUGCUGCAGCUGCUGCAUCGGCUGCUGCUCCUGCCACUGUCCCUGCUGCCAACGCUGCUGCUUCGGCUGCUGGUGGUGGUGGUGGUGGGAUUGGCAAAGGAGCUGCUGUUAUCCCUGCUGCUGCUGCUGCUCCCUUUGCUCCGUCUAGUCGCCACCCCACGCCCCCCCCUUCACGCCGUUCCUCCAUGCCUCCCCCUUCCCCCGAACGCCCCGCCUCCAAGUCUCCCCUGAUCCAUGGCGGAAUGGGGGGACGGGAGGGGGAAGCGGGAGAGGGGAGAGAUGGGGAGAAGGAGAGAGGCAGGACAAUGGAAAAGGAACGAGAGAAAGUGAUGACUGUUAAGGGGGAAGAGGGUGGUGCUGUUGCUGGUGCUGCUGGUGGUUCGUCUUCCCGUGCUGCUGCUGCUGCUGCUGAAGUCCUUAUAAAGGAGGAGCCAGUAGCGAGGACAGUGGGGCAGAUGGAAGGGAAAAGGGAGGAUAGGUGGGAGGAGGGGGAGCAAGCACCACCUGCGAAGCACAGGAAGGUGGAAGGAGGAGAGGGAGAGGGAGGGGGACGGGGAGGAGGAGGAGAGGCUGGAAGAGGGGGAGUGAGGGCAGGCAGCAAACUAUCGCCUGAUGCUCCUCCCUUUGUGCCCGCUGCACUAAGAGGGGCAGGGGGUGGGACAGAAGGGGACAGGGGGAGGGAUGAAGAGAUGGAAACUAAGGGAGGGAGGAGAGUUGAGGAAGGGAGGGAGGGGAAAGAGAGGGAGAGGGAGAGGGAAAGGAGGGGGUCGGGUGGGGGUGGUAGGCACGAGGAAAGGGCAGGGAGGGAGAGAGGAGAGGAUGAGGAGAAAGGGUUUGAAUCAGACAAAGGAAAGGGUGGGAAGUUGGGUGUGGGGGGUGAGGGGUCAAACCACAGGGAUAGCGUGGGUGUGGGUGUGGGUGGGUCUAGUAGGAGAGUGUAUGAGGAGAAAGAGGAGCAUGAAGCAGGGGAGGUGAGGGGGGAGGGCAGAGGGGAGGGCAGGUGGGAGGGCAGGGGAGGGCAUAAGAGGGGGGGUGAUGGGGUGGAGAGAGAGGGGGUGAGAGAUUUGGGUGAGAGGGGGAAGAGAGGUGAGUGGGAGGAUGGGGAGCAGGAUGUGCGUAGUGGGAGGGAUGAGCGGAGUGCGAAGAUUGAGAAAGAGGAUAUGAAGAGUAGGGAGAGGGAGAGGGAGAGGGAGGAGAGGGAUAAAGAUAAGUCGCAUGUUUUGGAUAGAGAAAGGGAGGCGGAGGCAGGGAAGGGGAAGGAAAGAGAAGGCAGAGAUAGGGAGAGGGAGAGGGAGAGGGAGAGGGAGAGGGAGAGGGAGAGGGAGAGGGAGAGGGAGAGGGAGAGGGAGAGGGAGAGGGAGAGGGGGAAGGAGAGGGAGAGGGAGGACAAGGGACGGGACAGGGGACGAGGGGAGAGGGAGAAGGAUCGUGAAGUGGAGCGGGGGGAGGUGAAGGAAGGGCGGGAGAGGGACAAGGGACGUGAGAGGAACCAUGAGGAGGAAAGGGGGGAGAAGGAGAGGGAAAGGGAGAAGGAGAAGGAGAAGGAGAAGGAGAAGGAGAAGGAGAAGGAGAAGGAGAAGGAGAAGGAGAAGGAGAAGGAGAGGGAGCGAGUGCAGGAGGAGAAGAUGAGGGAGGAGAGGGAGAGGCUGAGGGCUAGGCUUGAGGAAGAUAUGAUGGUGAGAGAGAAGGAGAAGGAGAGGGAGAGGGAGAGAGAGAAGGAAAGGGAGAGGGAGAAGGAAAAGGAGAGGGAGAGGGAAAGGGAGAGGGAGCGGGGAGCGGGUAAGGAUAAGGGAAGGGAGCGAAGCAAGGCUGCUGCGGCGGCAGCUCUGGCUGCAGCUGCUGCGGCCACUGCUGGUCGGAGUGCUGGAGGGGGGUCGGGAGGAGGAGAUGGGGGUGGAGGAGGGGGGGGAAGUGGAGGAGAGAGAGGGCCUAGCAUGGCAGCCAGUCCUGCUAGAGUGACGGGAGGGGGAGCAGGAGGGGGAGGCGCAUCUGGUGUGAAGAGUCCAAAGGAAAUGGAAGGGGUGGAGGAGGGAGGGAGGGGUAGGGGAGGUAAGAGGAGUGUGAGCUCAUCAGAAGAAGGGGGAGGAGGGGCGGUGGCUGGGGGUGGUGGGGAACGGGGAGUUAAAAGAGCAAGGAGGAACGAUGGGGAGAUGGAGAGGGAGAGAGGCAGGGACGAGAAGGGGAGGGAGAGGGAGCGUGAGAGGGGAGAGGAGACUCCGAGGGCGCAUGAGCGGGAGGGGAGAGGGGAAGGGAGAGGAGGGGAGCGGGGGAGUGGGGGUCGGGGAGGGGAGAAGGGAGAGUGGAGUGAGAGAGGCAGUGUGGAGCGGGGGAGGGGGAGAGAGGUGGAGGAUACAGGCAUUGUGGGUGAUGGGCGUGGGGAUGUGCAUGAGUGGGGGGAGAGGGUUGGUGUGCGUGAGAAGGGUGUGUCUGAUCGCAAAGGGGACAGGGAGAGGGAGAAGGAGAGGGAAAGGGAGAAGGGGAGGGAGAGAGAGCGAGGGCAGGUUGAUAGCACCCCUGAGAGGGAGGUGAAGGAGGAGAGGGGUGGGGGGCGGGAGAGAGAAGCAGAGCACUUGAAGGAAAGGGACAGGGACUGGGACCAUGAGCGUUCAACUGUGAAGGAGAGACUGGGGGAGCGAGGGAGGGGUGGGAGGGAGAGGGGAGAGAGAGGAGAGAGGGUGGGUGGCAAGGAGGAGGAGCGGGGAGUGGAGCAGGAGCGUGUGUAUGAGAAGGAACGUGGGGAGAGGGAGCGUGUUGAGAAGGGUGAGAAGGAGCGUGGAAUCUUCCCCGAGCGGAGCAUUGAGAGGGGAGGGGGGAUUCGCGUGGUGGUGCGGGAAGUGGGCGAGGAGGGGAGGGAGGAGGGGCAUGCGCCGAGGCAUGGAGCAGGGCAGGGACUUCGUCACUCGCUUGUCGUUGGAGUAACUCCACCUGCCCCUGCUGGAAGACUCCUUCAUGAGCCGAUUUCUCCGCUUCCACCGCAGCCUCUCGCCCUGCCUGCUCAGCUCGCUCCUACCAGCUCCUCAGCUGCUCUCCCUGCAAAGCGCAGGAAGAUCAAGCGGGAUCAGAGCCUCAUGCAGCCGCAUGGGGAUGCUAUGCAUUCGCCAGGUGGUGCCGGGCCGCCUGUGGCUGGCAUUGCAGCAGGUGGGCCGACAUCCAUGCCCAUGCCGCUUGCUCCGCCAUUCCACUUGGGUGGGGUUCAUCCGUCGUCUCGGUCUCCUGCUGUGGUUAUGGCGGCUGGAGGUGGCCACCGUGGUGGGCCAAUGCUUCACGUGACUUCAACGCUUGAUGACCGUGCGGACAGACGGUGGAUUGCUGACGGUGGUGGUGGUGGUGGCGGAGGUGGGAGCAGGAGAAGUGGUGAGGUUGAGUUGCCGCCGCCUUCACGAGGGGCAGGGCCUGCUAGGAGCUCCAGACUUGCUGGCAGGCUUGGGGAGCAGGAUGUGGGAGGGAGCUACGAUCGUAGUGGUCCUGGUCAAGGAGGUGGAGUGCGAGAUGAGGCAUGGGACGGUGACAAGGCGCGACGGGAUGGUCGCAUGAGCAGCAGACGCCAUUGA
Closterium sp. NIES-65 is the source of this 8907-nucleotide messenger RNA. The record is from the annotation of a GenBank genome assembly. NCBI's taxonomy places the organism in Eukaryota, Viridiplantae, Streptophyta, Zygnematophyceae, Desmidiales, Closteriaceae.